Messenger RNA from Adineta ricciae, 1044 nucleotides. Lineage: Eukaryota; Metazoa; Rotifera; Eurotatoria; Adinetida; Adinetidae. The record is from the annotation of a GenBank genome assembly.
AUGGCAACACAACGAGUGACAACGUCUGAUGUGAAAAAUAAUUCUCACGUAAUUCGGCGGCCUAUGAGCGGACAUGAUACACAACGACGUCAGCCGGCAGGCGGGUUACAAUCAUCUAGAAGAUUAACGAGUCUAGCUACAAGUAACGAUUCAGAUACAUUAUUUCGUAUUCGUAUGGCACCUCAAUUUCAUCGAGUUGUGUGCAGAACGCGACGAGAUGAAUCAGAAGUUAGUCCAUGUAUUAAAUAUCUCAUGUUUAGUUUCAAUAUUCUCUUUUGGGUUCUGGGAUUUCUAAUCGCUGCCAUUGGUAUUUAUGCUUGGAUUGAAAAGGACACAUUCGAUAAUUUCGGUCGUUUAACAAUGGGUGGAACCUUAUUCUUCGAUCCAGCAUUACUUUUCGUACUCGUUGGAAUUUUCAUGUUCUUCAUCGGUUUUGCUGGCUGUGUUGGCUCGUUGAGAGAAAAUACCUGCUUAUUACUUUUUUUCAAUUUCGCUUUGGUGAUCAUAUUCCUUGCUCAGCUUGUCUUUGGUACAUUGGUAUUCAUCUAUCGAGAAAAAGUGAAAAACGAAGGUGAAAAACAGCUAAUGGUUAUGAUACAAAGUUACCGUGACGAUCCUGAUUUACAAAAUAUGAUCGAUUGGAUUCAACGUUAUUGGUUACAUUGCUGUGGUGUGAACAGUUUCCGAAACUGGGAAAGUAAUACUUAUUUCAAUUGUUCGUCAAAACUUGUUGGAAGUAUUGAAGCUUGUGGUGUACCAGCAAGUUGUUGUCGGGCAGAAUAUUUUCAUAAUAACAAACAGUGUGGCUAUGGAACGUUAGAAGCAUCCGCGGGAACACAUAUGAUCUACACUGACGGAUGUUUACUGAAAGCUUCGCAAUGGUUUGAACAACAUAUCAUACCUGUUGUAAUAAUUAUUGCUAUCCUUGCUGUAUUACAAAUUCUUAGCAUUUGCUUCGCACAAAACCUUCGUAAUGACAUCCUGGCUCAAAAAGCGAAAUGGGCUUGGCAGACGCAUCCAAUGGUGCAUUAUUAUCGAAAUUAG